Lathyrus oleraceus (garden pea) is the source of this 525-nucleotide messenger RNA. RefSeq names its product secreted RxLR effector protein 161-like. NCBI's taxonomy places the organism in Eukaryota, Viridiplantae, Streptophyta, Magnoliopsida, Fabales, Fabaceae. The transcript has a single exon. The record is from RefSeq and is a predicted model, not a curated record. Bases 1 to 525 code for a protein of 174 amino acids.
AUGGAGUUUGAUAUGUCCGAUUUAGGAAGAAUGAGGCACUUUCUUGGAAUGGAAGUGCUGCAAAAUUCUGAUGGUAUUUUUAUUUGUCAAAGAAGAUAUGCACGAGAAGUGUUAGCAAGAUUUGAGAUGGAAAACAGCAAUAGUGUGAAAAAUCCAAUUGUACCAGGAACAAAGUUGUCAAAAGAUGAAGGAGGAACUAAAGUUGAUGUAACAUUUUUCAAACAAAUGGUUGGGAGUCUCAUGUAUUUAACUAUAACUCGUCCUGACUUAAUGUAUGGUAUAAGUCUCAUAAGCAGGUAUAUGUCUAGACCAACCAUGUCACAUUGGUUGGCAGCCAAAAGAUUUUUGAGGUAUUUAAAAGGGACAACUGAGCUAGGCAUUCUCUACACAAAGAAUGAAGGUUUUUCAAAACUCUUGGCAUUCACAGAUAGUGGCUAUGCGGGUGAUCUUGAUGAUAGAAGAAGUACAUCUGGCUAUGUGUUCAUGAUAGGAUCUGGAGUUGUAUCCUGGUCAUCUAAAAAAUAG